This is a messenger RNA of Acanthosepion pharaonis, 477 nucleotides long. Lineage: Eukaryota; Metazoa; Mollusca; Cephalopoda; Sepiida; Sepiidae. The record is from the annotation of a GenBank genome assembly.
AUGUUAGGUACGUUAAUCUCUGUUUCUAUCUGUCCUUAUUGGUUUCCGUGUCCUCUAUCUGUCCUUAUUGGUUUCCGUGUCCUCUCUCUCUCUCCUUAUUGGUUUCCGUGUCCUCUCUCUCUCUCCUUAUUGGUUUCCGUGUCCUCUCUCUCUCCUUAUUGGUUUCCGUGUCCUCUCUAUCUCCUUAUUGGUUUCCUUGUCCUCUCUCUGUCCUUAUUGGUUUUCCGUGUCCUCUCUCUGUCCUUAUUGGUUUCCGUGUCCUCUCUCUGUCCUUAUUGGUUUUCCGUGUCCUCUCUCUGUCCUUAUUGGUUUUCCGUGUCCUCUCUCUGUCCUUAUUGGUUUUCCGUGUCCUCUCUCUGUCCUUAUUGGUUUCCUUGUCCUCUCUCUGUCCUUAUUGGUUUCCUUGUCCUCUCUCUGUCCUUAUUGGUUUCCGUGUCCUUUAAGUGUCAAAUUCUUCAAGCCUUCUUUCCUCAUUAG